AGUACAGGUAACAGAGGAUAACACGGAAGGGCGUUUAGUUUCAACCUUCUGGGUUAUCUUGACGGAAGAGUAGCAAGGUUUUUUCAGGGCCUAGUAAAUACACAUCUCUUUCAAAGUGUUAUUAACCUAUUUUAAAAUAAAAAAAAGAAACUCUUAUCUAGGAUUAAGCGUGUUCCGAGUUUCAGAGUGGAUAUGUUGACCUUCGCCUUUGUGUUCCUCUCAAUUGCAGCCACAGGCUUGUGUGAGUUUUGGGUUGAUGUUGGUAAUCCUGCACUAAAGGUGAAAGAGAAUGAAGGGGUGGACAUGAAAUGUAAAUACUCUGCUACGUUUGGAUCAUCCCCCAGAAUAGAAUGGAAGUUCAAAGAUAUUAAAGGCUCUCAGUCAUUCGUCUACUUUGAUGGCAAGCCGAUUGAUAAAUACGAAGGUCGUAUCACUGUGUAUGAUGAAGGACUGAGGCUUAACAAGGUGACUCGAGCAGACACAGGAGACUAUGACUGUGAGGUGUUUGGCAACAAUGGGUAUGCUGAGAAAACCAUCAAGCUUACUGUUCUUGUGCCUCCUAGCAAGCCUGUAUCCAGAAUUCCUUCAUCAGUGACAACUGGAAGUAAUGCCCUGCUGACCUGUGUCGAUCUGGUCGGCUCCCCCCCACCCACCUAUAAAUGGUACAAAAACGGUUCUCCUCUCCCAGAGGAUCCAAGCAAAUUCCCCAAUUUUAAGAACCUCACAUACAAGAUGAACACGUUCAAUGGUAACCUGGAGUUCCCAAGUGCAUCUAAGAUGGAUAUUGGUUCAUAUUACUGUGAGGCUGUUAAUAGUGAAGGUGCUAUGCGUGGUGAUACAGUACAAAUGGAUGUCCGUGAUGUAAAUGUUGGUGGCAUUGUUGCUGGUGUUAUUGUGGCUUUGCUUGCAGUAGGGUUGCUCCUCUUUGGACUCUGGUAUGCCAACAAAAAAGGAUAUCUACCAAAAGUGGCUGAAAGCAAGCCGAAAACAGCUGUCUAUACACAGCCACGAACAGAAGAUGUGGAUGAUGGGGAUGGGGAAUUCAGACAGAAAUCAUCAUUUGUUGUGUAGCCUUGACUACUCUUGUUGGAGCAUGAAGAUUUAUUGCUUAGAUCAAGAUUUUUUGCUUAGGAUAUUUGGAUGUAAUUUUCAACUCUGCCUACUACACUGGUUGACCUAAAAUAUCCAAAAGCCAAAAGCUGGGUAAAUGUGUGUAAGAGUUAGCACAAACUUGCAAACUUGCAGUAUCUGAACCGUGUUUUCCAGAAGUUGAAGAGAAGUGAUAAAGAUAAUUUAUUGAAGUAUGAUAAUGUGUUUAGACCUAAAAUAUGCUUAAAGGAUUCAUUGGCUACCAAUUAAUAAUGUAAUUCGUUUUUAUUAUAUGCUGUUCAGUUUUGUAUGGAUUUAGGUGUGUGAGCCCAAGUCUAUUUUACAUGACAAGGCCGUUUCCCGAAACCAAAAAGAAGGAACUGCAAAUAAUCCCCAUUUCCCUUCAAAUAAGCGUGCUGUACUUUAUAUGAUUUGUUGUUUGUUUACUUUCCUGGUAGUAUUUUCAGGAAUGCCUGUGUGUUUGUGUGUGUAUAUUUUUAAAAUGUUUUAUACUUAUUGCUUGAAAUGUAAAUACUCUCCUUUUUAAUGGGAUUUUAGAUAUAGCUUCACUGAACAGAGAUGCCUUUCUACUGUAAAUUGCUCUUCUGAGAACAAAUACAUCACAUUGAUAGAAUGUUUUCUACUUGUUUGAUUGUAGUUUUAAUGUAUGACUUGAUCCUAUUCUUCAAAUAAAUGAAAACAACUGAAAUGAU
This is a messenger RNA of Triplophysa rosa, 1802 nucleotides long. It is a transcript of the gene f11r.1, whose product is annotated as F11 receptor, tandem duplicate 1. Lineage: Eukaryota; Metazoa; Chordata; Actinopteri; Cypriniformes; Nemacheilidae. Gene Ontology annotation, cellular component: bicellular tight junction. Bases 193 to 1071 code for a protein of 292 amino acids. The record is from RefSeq and is a predicted model, not a curated record. Gene Ontology annotation, biological process: intestinal absorption; cell adhesion; regulation of membrane permeability. The transcript is spliced from 10 exons.